AUGACCACUGUUAGCCUCCAGCAACUUUGUCUUCUGCUUCUGCUUGCCUUGGAAAUCCUGGCUCUAGACUGCAACAGAACUGCAGAGAACCAAUUGCAAGUGAGUAACCCAGAGAUCCGAAAGCUCAUGGAAGCCAUAGGAGGACAGCAGCUUCCUCAAGGGUGCCUGUACAGAAGACCAACCUUUGGCUUUCCUGGGGCCAAAAUCCUCAAGGCCAGCAAAGAGAGUAAAAGUGUGGCAGUGAAGAUUAUCCUUGAAAAGAUCCUGGAGAUCUUUGAGCACAACUUCACUCAAGCAGGAUGGGAUGCAAGAACCAUAGCACGUUUGCAAAAUGCCCUUUACCAGCAAAGUAACCACUGGAAGAACUGCUCUGCUACAGAGACUGGGGAGGUGGCAACACUGAAAAAUCAAGAUUUAAACCUGACUCUCCGAAGAUACUUCAGACAGAUCCAAACCUUCCUGGAGGGCCAGCAGUAUUGCCUUUGCGCCUGGAGCAUUGUGCGAAUAGAAAUAUGGAAGCUCUUUUCCAUUGAUCUUAAUCAACUUUUGCAAAAGUUUUAA
This is a messenger RNA of Heteronotia binoei (common prickly gecko), 561 nucleotides long. Its product is annotated as interferon alpha-7-like. Lineage: Eukaryota; Metazoa; Chordata; Lepidosauria; Squamata; Gekkonidae. The coding region runs from base 1 to 561 and encodes 186 amino acids. The record is from RefSeq and is a predicted model, not a curated record. Gene Ontology annotation, biological process: response to exogenous dsRNA; natural killer cell activation involved in immune response; B cell differentiation. Gene Ontology annotation, cellular component: extracellular region. The transcript has a single exon. Gene Ontology annotation, molecular function: type I interferon receptor binding; cytokine activity.